AUGGGGACACACAAUAAGACGUCCGGAUCCUCCGAUUCACCUGUAGACGACAAGGAACAAUACGGCGGCAACUAUUACGAUCCCCAUGUUGCCCAGCCUGGAGCGGAAUAUGACGAUGACCUCGGCGUCCAGUGCCCUUCGCAUACCUCCCAGCGCAGACUUGUCUCCAAGAUCGAUCUUCGCGUGAUACCCGUCCUCAGUCUCAUGUAUCUGCUGGCCUUCCUCGACCGGACCAAUAUCGCCAACGCGUCCGUGUUCGGUCUCCAGAAGGAUCUGAAACUGACCGGUACUCAAUAUAAUACCGCCUUGACCAUGUUCUUCAUACCAUAUAUCGUCUUUGAGAUACCGUCGAAUAUCAUUCUGAAAAGACUCAAGCCGCACGUCUGGCUAUCGGCGUGCAUGUUCCUCUUCGGCCUCGUAACCAUCUGCCAAGGUUUAGUGAAGAACUGGAGCGGGCUUCUUGCAACUCGCUUUUUCCUAGGUCUCGCCGAGACAGGCAUGUUCCCGGGUUCUUUCUAUCUUAUUGGCAUGUGGUAUAAGCGCUCCGAGGCCCAGAAGCGUUACUCUUUCUUCUUCGGUAGUACCAGUCUAGCCGGGGCCUUCGGCGGCCUUCUUGCAUCCGCGAUUGGCAAAAUGGAUGGGAUGCGUGGCUAUCUUGGCUGGAGAUGGAUCUUUAUCCUUGGCUCAGAGAAGACGAACGCGCCUACAUCAAAGCCCGGCUCGAGAAGGACCAAGGUCGCUCCGCCCGCGAGCGCCGCAUCACCCCCCAAGACGUCUUCAACUGCUUCAAAGACUACAAGUUCUUCCUCGGCGGGUUCAUGUAUUUUGGACUCAUCGUCCCCGCCUACGGCUACGCAUUCUUCGCCCCCGGUAUCAUCAAAUCAUACGGUUAUACUCAAAUCGGCACCCAACUGCACAGCGUCCCCCCGUGGGCAUGCUCUUUCGUCUUCGCGCUCAUCGUUGCUUUUCUUCUCGGACCAGUUCAAGCAUCGCUUCUUGUUCACACUGAUUCCGAUCGCCAUGUCCAUCGCUGGUUUCGCUAUCCUAUUGACCGUGCACACGAGGCCGCAUCUCGAAUACGCAGCGCUGUUCCUCGUCACCAUGGGCACUUACUCGGCCCUGCCGGUGACGGUCUGCUGGUUCAACCUCAACCUCGGUGGCCACCAUCGUCGAGCGGUCGGAACGGCCUGGCAGAUCGGCUUCGGCAACAUUGGCGGGAUCAUCGCCACCUACGCUUUCCUGGCCAAAGAUGCACCGCGUUACAGACAAGGCUAUGGCAUCUGCAUCGGCUUUGCAUGUCUGAGCGCAGCGGCUUGCUGUGCUUACGCCGCUAGCGUGCUGGUGCAGAACAGGAACCGGGACAAGGCGGGUACGGAUCUCGGGCUGACGGAGUUUGAAAAGACGGAGAAGGGGGAUAUGAGUCCUGAUUAUCGAUAUCUGCUGUAA
Messenger RNA from Letharia columbiana, 1446 nucleotides. RefSeq lists its product as uncharacterized. The record is from RefSeq and is a predicted model, not a curated record. The transcript has 4 exons. Gene Ontology annotation, molecular function: transmembrane transporter activity. Lineage: Eukaryota; Fungi; Ascomycota; Lecanoromycetes; Lecanorales; Parmeliaceae. Gene Ontology annotation, biological process: transmembrane transport. The coding region runs from base 1 to 1446 and encodes 481 amino acids. Gene Ontology annotation, cellular component: plasma membrane.